AUGGAAAUCACCGGGCCCGUCAACCUGAUCUACAACCUCUCUCAGGCCUCACCCAGCUUCUUUGAGCUACCAGCUCAAAACCGACUUGCCGCUUCACUUUACUGCAUCCACUAUCUGAACCGCGCAGUGAUCUCACCCUUUUUCUCAGCCCCAAGCAUGUCUCCAAUCCACGUUUUCAUCAUGUGCAGCGCCAUGGGAUUCAACUGGCUUAACUCCGCCUGCAUAUCUGGUUGGCUGCGCGGGUACUCAACCCCUAUCCUCGGAUUCCAUACCCAAGGAGCUCCAGCGUUAGAUCCUUCGAAUUUCAGCUUUCCACUCGUGCAGAUAUUGGGGUUCAUCGGCACGAUCUGUUUCGGCCUUGGAAUGGCAGGUAACAUCUACGCCGAGACCGCACUUUUCCGAUUGCGAAGAGAGUCAGCAGAACAACGCACAUCCAAGAAGUCAGAUUCCAAGACAACUGUGACCAUUACGGAUUCCCACUCGGAUACAGGCAACAAGUUCCACAAGGUUUACGUCAUUCCUCCCGUUGAGGGCGUCUUUCGUACAAUAUUGUACCCGCAUUAUGUCUUCGAGUGGCUUGAAUGGGUUGGAUUUGCUCUUGUCGGUACGACUGUCUUUCCUAUCCUUGGGAAUAUGCAGUCUACACCGCCCCUUCGUCCUGCGCCGUGGAUUUUCCCUGCGGUUUGGACGGCUGAUCUUCUAGGUAUUCCGCUCCCAGUCCCAGCUGUGCUCUUCGUGAUCAAUGCUGUUGCGAAUAUGCUACCUCAUGCGCGCUGGGGACGCAAGUGGUAUGUGGAGAAGUUUGGUGAGAAGGGUGUUGCUGGACGGGGAGCUGUUGUUCCUGGAUGCGCUUGGAUGUGA
This is a messenger RNA of Penicillium malachiteum, 861 nucleotides long. RefSeq names its product 3-oxo-5-alpha-steroid 4-dehydrogenase family protein. The transcript has a single exon. Lineage: Eukaryota; Fungi; Ascomycota; Eurotiomycetes; Eurotiales; Aspergillaceae. Gene Ontology annotation, molecular function: oxidoreductase activity, acting on the CH-CH group of donors. The record is from RefSeq and is a predicted model, not a curated record. Gene Ontology annotation, biological process: lipid metabolic process. Bases 1 to 861 code for a protein of 286 amino acids.